Molecule: messenger RNA, 1233 nt
Organism: Aspergillus terreus NIH2624
Lineage: Eukaryota; Fungi; Ascomycota; Eurotiomycetes; Eurotiales; Aspergillaceae
Product: DUF5102 domain-containing protein
Exons: 3
Coding region: 1-1233 (410 amino acids)
Source: RefSeq, a predicted model, not a curated record
AUGGAUCAACCAAGCCAUGGGGAUAUUCCAGGAACUCCCGCAUAUGAAAAGCGCAAGGCAGAUGCAGUCCCGGAUAUCGUGGUCCCGGCUUCGGGUGAGAGUACACAAGGGUCAUUGAGCCUCCAAGCAGAGCAACAGAGCACGGAGUCAAACGAGAUCACCACUCCUGAUACGACGGUCCCUGAGACAGUCCUCUCGAGAGUGGACUCUUUGCCGAGUGACGACACAGAAUUGGCUCACCGGGCUCACAAAAGCCAGCCUGGAGAUGCCGCACCAGACGUCACAGAAACUGUUCCAGACGCACCAGACCCAACCGCCCCCAGUCAUGCUCGACCAGAGUCUACUGUGGUUGGCGAAAUGACUGAGGAUCAGGUUGCACCCGACGACUUUGACGAUUUCGCAGAAGGCGAGGAGAUGGGCGAUGACGACUUUGGAGAUUUCGACGAUGGUUUUCAGGAGCCCAGUGUCGAUGUCCCCGAGGAUGAGCACAGUCAGAUAGGCACUCAGCCUCCCACACCACCUCAAGUUCCAUCUAUCAUGGACUUGGAUUCUCUCCAGGCCCUUCCUGACCUCUUGGCUGCUCUUGAAGAGCCCCUCGACUGUCUGUAUCCCACUACCAAAGAAAUCUCAUCGUUACCACCGGUAGAACCCAUCCAAAAUUCCUCUGCCAUCUUCAACACCGAGCGCUCUCUCUCUUUAUGGUCUCAGCUUGUCGCACCUCCACCCUUACAACCCCAGAAUUGGGUCAAGUCGCGAAUCCGCCGGCUUUUCCUGGUAUCGUUGGGCGUGCCUGUCGAUCUGGAUGAAAUCCUUCCGGCUUCAAAGCAGAAGAAACUCAUACUUCCGUCGAUGAAUGAAUAUGGCGGGUCAACGACUCAUUCGCGUUCCCACAGCCAGGUCAGGAAAGAUGGGGCACAGAGUGGCCCGAACAGCCCACGAACAUCGGGAGCCGCGUCCCGCCAACGAUCCUCCCGGCGGCGUGAACCGUCUCCCCCGCCUGAUCUUGACCUUUCCUCUGUCCGUCGGCUCUGUGCCACCACAGACGCAGCUCUAGAUGGGCUCACUGAUCCGGAAUUGCAGGGCCAUGUCAAAGAGCUUGAGCAGGUUACCCUCCGCGCUAGUUCAGUGCUGGAAUACUGGCUCAAACGACGUGAUGGACUCGUCAGCGAAAAGGAAGCAUUUGAGGGUGUGAUUGAAAAUCUGGUCAGUCAUGCCCGACGUGUACGGAAGUAA